Echinostoma caproni is the source of this 918-nucleotide messenger RNA. The record is from the annotation of a GenBank genome assembly. Lineage: Eukaryota; Metazoa; Platyhelminthes; Trematoda; Plagiorchiida; Echinostomatidae.
AUGGGAGAACCGCGUAGGUCUGUUCGUUCCUCGGCGAAGGCGUGCCUCAAGGCACUCAGUGGUAUCGCCAAACAAUUGGAAUCCGAAGACGACAUCGAUAAAGAUGGUUCGGAUGGCUCCAGUGCUGGAUUUCAGCCUUCUCAAAGUUCGUCGUCAGAAUCAGAAAGUUCACUGAGUGAAGAGUCUACUGAAGGGACGCAGUCCCCCACUAUGCCGGAUGAACCGUCUGACUCAAGUGUUUCUUCCAUAAAGGGGAUGCGAUCAUCGGGACAAGAAAACGAGACCUACUUGAGCGCUGCAAUGCAGAGAAGCAUAAAUAACAAACUUUUGUUUGUUGGUGGUUUGGUACAAGCUCUUUCUUGGUCACCCUCGCGCACAUCGCCAGAUGCUUCGCAUAGUAUGGAUUCAUGCGGUGCAACGGUAGAUACUGUGUAUUUGGCUAUAUCAACUUUGCCAUCACCUGACACUCGAAUAUUCUACACGGAUUCUUUCACCACACAUUCUGGCCUAAUACAAGUUUGGGAUUGCGGAAAAAUCUGCCUUAAAAGCCCACCUGCCGACUGGGCUCCUACUCCUCAUCUGUUUAUUGCUCAUAAUUGGGGUCAUGUUCUGGACCUGUGCUGGCUUCCCAUGUCCGUGAUUUUGGUACAUUCGAGACGCACACCACCCGUGGAUCAGUUUCCCCCGGGAGAAGUACGCAUCUUGUUCGACCCUUUUCCACAAAUCAAUCGAGUCGGUGGGCACUUGAUAGCUGCUUGUCAAGACGGAAUAGUCCGCGUCUUUGCUGUGUCCCGGUUAAAGUUGGAUCAGGUGCAUUUCAUGAACCGUGGAAAGCUGCCACUUUACACCUUGAAGGAGGGGAUGUCGGUGAAUCUUUCAAUUUCUCCUGAUGGUAAGUUUGCCCAAACUCGUAUCUGA